CUGCGUCUUUCGGAAGCAACACCAAGUUUUGUUGGCCUGUGCAACAUCAGAUUAUCUCUCACAGGGCCAGAUGGCAAUGGUAGUUGCUAAGGCAAUUUCUAAAGAAGAACUUCACAAUGAAUUCUAUGAGGCAUGCAAGGGCAAUGUGGAAUUGCCAUUUCUUGAGCAGACAUUUAUUGCAUCUGUCAUUAACAAUCAUCAAAGCAUCACCACUAGUGACCUUGGCCUUCCUGAGGAAGAGGUCAGUGACUUCCUUGAAAGGGCGAAGUGUUUGGGGGAAGAGCAGGAGCAGCAUGGUGAUGAUGGGGACGAUCAUGAGAUAGAAGAGGGAUUAACUGCAGUUCAGGAGAGUGAUUAUUUGGAUCUGAUUGAUUGUAGCUACAAUUUUUGAGGUCUUCAUGUUUAAGGUAAAAAAAAAUGUAUAUAAGGGUCGGUCCCUCCCUUCUCCUGGGACAGAAAGGAAAAAGAGGUUACGAAAGAACAAACAGAUGAGAAAAAAGGCUCAAUUAGUUGAAGAUCAAGUUGCUAGCUGUUCUUUUCAAGAUGGCAGCCUUCUGGACAAUGAAAGUACUCGGAAACCUAUUGCACCUGUUGCCGAUUCUUCUCAUCAGGAUGACUGCAGACAAGAUACUGAAACACAGGAACAGUUAAAUGGAGCUGUAGUGUCAACAAGUUCACCAAAUAAGAGUCAUUAUGCUGCUAGCGCAUAUACACAAGCAUGGAUAUCAAAAUUUGCCUCACACGGUGCGCCUACUGGUAGUUCAACUCUUACAAAAGAAGCCAUAACUGUUCAAAGAAGGAAGUUAUGUCUGCAAAGUUCCACAGAGAGAAGGUCACCAGAAAAAUGUCCGUCACAAGAAAGUUCCAAAUUAAGACAACUGAGAAGUGACUACGAAAAGCUUGAAGACAAGUGUGACAGGCUAAAAGAUGAACUUGUGUAGACAGACAGGCGCUAUAAAUACUUAUAUGAACAGUACAACAACGUGCAAUUCAUGGCCUCAGUGCGGAAUGAACGACACAAAAUUUGUACCCACUUUCGAAUGGCGGAGCAAGUGUCGUCAUAUGCUGUCAAGCAGGUUGAAGAGAGUGUUUUUAGCAACGUCUUUUUCAAUCCAGACUGUGACAUAGACAACGUCAUUGUUCCUAUCAUCAAUGUAAAGCUGAUGAAAGUAUUAAAAGUUGGAGACACUUGCCAAAUAUACAAAGCCGCUUGCCACACUGUCAAUAGGUUCGCUGCUAAGCAAUACAGUGAUGAGAACUAUGUAUCCGUUGUCAACCGAGAGUUUCAGGUGCUGUCCUGUAUCAAUGCCACAUUUACCCCAUUCCCAAUUGGAGUAUACUAUGAGGAUAACAAACCAGCAUUGGUGACUUCACUCCACCACAUUACGGGGACUGUAUAUAGCUUAAAGGACUGUUUUUUUUAAUUUUCCUUCCCAUUUAAGUGGGAGGGGAUGGGUGAAAGCAACGGUCACAUUUGGCUUUCACCUCAGUCACCUCUUCGAAAGACGUUUUUUGCACAAUAACUUGAAGGCUGAUAAUGUUGUGCUGGAUGCAAAUGAGAAGGGCAUAGAUGUCAUUCUGUGCAGUUGGAAAAAUUCUUGUAGAAUCGAAUCUGCCCGAAUUCUCACAGAGAAGCAAACAAAAAAGUUUGCGGACAAUAUUGUUGUCCCAGAGGUUUUGCGCAAAGAGAAGCCAUUUUCAAUUGCAAGUAACAUUUAUGCAUUCGAUUGUCUUGGAAUCUUGAUUGUGAAAUAUUGUAGGGCAUAUGAAAUCACGAAUUACAAUUUACCAGCUCUGGAAAGAUUCUGUCUGAAAUGUGUGAGUCCAAGAUCUGCAGCAAGGCCAGAUGUUGAGCUGUUCGACGAAUACCUCGAAUCAUUUGACAUAUAAUAAUGUGUGACUCUAACUGAAAAGACUGUACAUGUAUCCCUCUGACAUUGGCGGAUGGUAUUUUGGAGAACUUUGUUUUCCACCUGGAGGUUCUAUCUUGACAGAGAAUACUUGGUCUGUAAGGUCACACACAAUUUACAAACUGUAUGGCGAGUUUGGGUCUUAACCCUUUAGCUCCUGCGAGUCUACAAAUUUUUUUCCAGUAUCUCCCUGAAGAUUUCGAGGUAUUCCUAUAGUGUAUAGACUUUUGGCAAAAGAGAUACAAAAAGUUGAAAAUGAAGUACUACAAGUUAUUUUGAAGCUAACAAUCAUACCUACAAUAUGAUAUCAUUAAUUUUUCAUUUUAACCCCCUGGUAUCGACGGGAUUAACCCUCUCAGCAAUUUAGUGAAAAUUCAUAAAAAGGCCCUGUAGUAAACAACAGAAUCAUAAGAAGUUCCUACCUAAUCAAAAAAAUCCAUAAAGAAACCCAAAUGUAUGAUAAUCCAGCCUAAUAUCGAUCGAAAAACACAACCCGGCAUACUCCUGUACAUGAAUACAUGAAUGGUUUGAUAUGAAGUUAUGGUUUGCACAUGUCACAUUUGUUGGUCAAGUUGGACCAUGAGAAUUGCGAAAUUAAAACACCUACAAAAAUGUCCAGGGUGUGGUUUUAUUGCUGAAUUGACAUGUAGACGAUGGAUAUCUUUUUACCAAUGAAUACUAGUUGUAUGUUGUUAUUAUCAAUAUGUCUGGCCUUCCUAGUUGGUCACAAGUUGUCAUAUUGACUUGUCUAGUUCGAAGUGUUCUGUUUAAUAAAAACACUUGAAUUCACUUGA
Messenger RNA from Lineus longissimus, 2704 nucleotides. RefSeq lists its product as uncharacterized. The record is from RefSeq and is a predicted model, not a curated record. The transcript is spliced from 7 exons. Bases 399 to 941 code for a protein of 180 amino acids. NCBI's taxonomy places the organism in Eukaryota, Metazoa, Nemertea, Pilidiophora, Heteronemertea, Lineidae.